UCAGCAGUGGUGCUCGACACGGGUUUAAAGUUUCGGGACAUGCAACGACAUGGCUUCGCAGUUUUGCAUCCUUCUGCCAUUGUUGCUAGCCCAGGUCGGGCUUGGUCAAUGGUUGCCACCAGCUGUUGGAGGUACGCAGCUUAAAAAGGUUGCACAGUGGUCGGCAGUCGAUUUUAGUUUCCCGUCGGCAAAGGACCGUGAUGAGGCAAUUGCGAGCGGCCGCUACACCCCAGAAAACUGUAUACCACUAGACAUGGAUGUGGAUUAUGGAAAUGCAGCCAAGUCUCGUCUGUUCAUCACUAUCCCUCGGUUCCAAACCGGGAUUCCGUACACGCUGGGGCGUGUUUCCGGCACUCAGGGACCAUCUGGCCCACUGGUGGAACCAUAUCCAAACGCCGCUAUCCAGGAUAGGCCGGAGAGUAAAAAUUGCAACGGAAUCGUGUCCGUUUUUCGGAUAAAGAUCGAUGAAUGUAACCGCAUGUGGGUACUGGACACCGGUAGGGUUGGCGAAACACGGAUGUGCCCGCCGAAGUUGCUGGUUUUUGAUAUGAAAACUGAUCAAAUUAUACAUCGAUACGAGAUACCAGCCGAGCAACUCGUGUGUGACUUGUCGCUGUUGGUCAAUCUGCUUGUUGAUGUACAGGAUCCAUCGCCACUCGGCUCGUGCCAAGACACGAAAGUGUACAUGGCCGACGUUACCGCGCCUGGUAUGAUCGUCUACGAUAUGGCCCGGCGUAAAUCGUGGCGUAUCACGAACAAACAAAUGCAUCCGAACCCAGACUACGGUACCUUCACCAUCGCUGGCGAAAGCUUUGAUUUGAUGGAUGGCAUUGUCGCGAUGGCCAUGUCACCGCGCAUUCCGACCGAUAAUGUGGUGUUUUCAACGUACGGUAGAAGCUGGCGUCCGGUGAGCGAUCGGCUGCUGUACUUCCACGCGUUGGCCUCUAUGACGGAAAAUGCGGUGCGCACAUCGGUGCUAAAUAACGACACCGUGUGGGAGGACAACGUCGAAGCGGAACAACGUGCCUUCCGCCCAAUUGGGAACCGUUAUUCGCAAUCCGUUGCCGAGGCAAUGGAUAGCAAUGGGAAUCUGAUUUUCGGGCUCGUGGGACAGAAUGCGAUCGCGUGCUGGGACUCUACCACGCCGUACACUCCGGCCAACAUGCGCAUCUUGUCGCAAAACAGCGAAACAUUACAGUUUCCCAGCGGGCUGAAGGUGAUACGCAAUCGGAAAGGGGUCGAGGAGCUGUGGGUGCUCACCUGCCGUUUUCAGAAGGUAAUGACGGGUUCGUUGAACACCAAUGAAACCAAUUUCAGAAUUCAGGCCAUACAGAUGCCAGAAAUACUAGGACGUAAAACAUCGUGUAAACUGUAGAGUGGUGUGGUUUGAAGGAACUGAACUUUUAGUGCAAAAUAAAUCAUUUGU
This is a messenger RNA of Anopheles bellator, 1426 nucleotides long. Its product is annotated as protein yellow-like. Bases 50 to 1375 code for a protein of 441 amino acids. Lineage: Eukaryota; Metazoa; Arthropoda; Insecta; Diptera; Culicidae. Gene Ontology annotation, cellular component: extracellular region. The transcript has 5 exons. The record is from RefSeq and is a predicted model, not a curated record.